Xenia sp. Carnegie-2017 is the source of this 1306-nucleotide messenger RNA. Its product is annotated as THO complex subunit 3-like. Gene Ontology annotation, molecular function: protein binding. Gene Ontology annotation, cellular component: THO complex part of transcription export complex. The transcript is spliced from 11 exons. Gene Ontology annotation, biological process: mRNA export from nucleus. The coding region runs from base 40 to 969 and encodes 309 amino acids. The record is from RefSeq and is a predicted model, not a curated record. Lineage: Eukaryota; Metazoa; Cnidaria; Anthozoa; Malacalcyonacea; Xeniidae.
GAUUCCAAAGCAUCAAGUUUAGAGGUUUAUUUUCAAAAGAUGCAAAGGCAUUUUGAACAGAAUUCCAAAAUUAGAGACGUCCAGGCACAUACAUCCAAAGUUCAUUCUGUUGCGUGGAGUUGUGACGGUCGUAGGUUGGCCUCGGGCUCUUUUGACAAGUGUGUUAGCAUCUAUAGCUUGGAUAAAUAUGGACUGAAUAAAGAGGCAAGUUACAGAGGCCAUUAUGAAAGUGUAGAUCAAUUAUGUUGGCAUCCCUCAAAUCCUGAUUUACUGGCAACAGCAUCUGGUGAUAAAACCAUAAGAAUAUGGGAUACUCGAGCUGGAAAAUGUGUAAAUGUUGUGAACACUAAAGGUGAAAAUAUUAACAUUUGUUGGAGUCCUGAUGGAAACACUAUUGCUGUUGGAAAUAAAGAAGAUCUUAUAACUUUUGUUGAUGCAAAAACAUACAAACCAAAAUGUGAAGAACAAUUUCGUUUUGAGGUAAAUGAAAUCUCGUGGAAUAAUGACAAUGAUUUGUUUUUCUUGACCAAUGGACAAGGUUUUAUCAAUGUUUUGAGCUAUCCAGAAUUGAAAUCUCUUCAGACGCUUCAUGCUCAUCCAGCCAACUGCAUCUGUAUAAAAUUUGAUCCAACUGGGAAGUAUUUUGCAACCGGAAGUGCGGAUGCAUUAAUUAGUUUGUGGGACUUGGAUGAGCUUGUGUGUGUGAGAACAUUUUCAAGACUGGAUUGGCCCGUUCGUACUCUUAGCUUUAGCUACGACGGUCAAAUGAUUGCUUCUGGUUCAGAAGAUCUUCUUAUUGAUAUUGCAAUGGUGGAAACAGGUGAGAAAAUCUGCGAGGUACCUUGUACCGCUCCAACGUUUACACUGGCCUGGCAUCCACGGAAGCAUAUUCUUGCCUUCGCUUGCGAUGAUAAGGAUAAACACGAUCGAGAUGCAGGAACGGUGAAAAUUUUUGGGCUUUCCAGUUGAUCUUAUGUAAAAUAUUGCAAGUAUAGAUUGUGCUGCUAUCCCGAUCUACGUAUUGCCCUGUUCUACCGUACAGUAGCAUGAGAUAUUUAACUUUUGUUCUCGAUCCUUUGAGUUAAAGAGAAUAACGCUGUUUAAUUAUCUUUUUACUCCUUCUGAAAACAAUGUAAAGAAACUAUUGCCAUAAUUUACAGCAUGUAGUUUACCAUGAAAAAGAAACACAAAAUAAUUUCUACAAUCUGUGAGAUGACGAUCAUCUUUUAAAAGAUAGUCAUCAAUUAGGAGGUGGCGUCGCGCAAAUUUGUAAAGAUGAAUUAAAAGAAAAUUAAUAUUGCUUAAG